Molecule: messenger RNA, 1409 nt
Organism: Sebastes umbrosus (honeycomb rockfish)
Lineage: Eukaryota; Metazoa; Chordata; Actinopteri; Perciformes; Sebastidae
Product: B-cell receptor CD22
Exons: 5
Coding region: 1-741 (246 amino acids)
Source: RefSeq, a predicted model, not a curated record
AUGAAUGAAGUGAAUCUCACAUUUUCCUCAGAUGCUCCCAAGAACACCUCAGCAUCCAUCAGUCCAUCAGGUUUGGUGUCAGCAGGUAACCUGGUGACCCUGACCUGCUCCAGCAGAGCCAAUCCUCCCGUCAGCCGCUACACCUGGUUCAAGACCAGCAAAGACGGACCUGUCAGUGUAUCUGAAGGAGACUUUUACAGCUUCAAGGUGACCUCUGUGGCAGAUAUAGAAGAUCAUUACUGUGUGGCCACAAAUGAUCUCGGUAAUCAGAUGUCAUCACGGAUAAAUAAUGCAGAGAGCUCUGUCAGCUCGCUACAGUGGGGUUCAGCUCUUGGAGGGAUCCUUGUCAUCAUACUCAUCUGCCUUGCUAUCUGUGUUUGGUGGUUUAAGUCCAAAUGUCCACAAACUCAGAGUCAAAGAGAUGACGAGCUGACUCUUCAAAUGCCAGCCAGCAAAACAGAAGAAGACAUCCAUUAUGGAGAGAUCGACUUCUCCAAGCGGAGACCUGAACAGUCCUCGGCCUCGGAGCAGGACAGUGGACAGCAGCAGGAUACGCUGUAUGCACAGGUCAAUGUGUCCGAGACAGCGAGCAGCUUAAGACAGGCUGCUGACGUCCCAGAGGAUCUCUACACUCAAGAAAAGACACUGGAGAGGAAAAUGCAAUCUUCACUGGCCACAGUUAAAGGGGAACUCAAAACCUCCACACACUGCAGCUCAAAUAGUUUUGCCAUCAAGAUAUAAUAAAUCAUAUGUGUGAACUGACCUCAUAUGACUGUUGCUGUGCGAUUAGCAAUCUGUACAUCAGAUCAGUGCAAGCAUAAGUCCGAAAGGCUCUUAAUAGGGAACUAUUCUAAAUAGUGACAUGAGAAGAAGCAGUUCACACAUUAACAAUGUACUACAAGAUUAUAUUGUAGUAUUAUAUAUCAUGUUUUUGUAUAUACAUGUGUAUAAGACUGCUGAAUUAAAAGCACUAAAAGCAUUUGAAGUGAACAAAGCGUUUUAAUCACUGAGGUUCUCUCAUCAGCACGGCAAUGCAGAGCAGCAGUGAUACAGACUGUGCACAAGUCAGCAUAAACUCUGUGCUACCUACAUGUGUGAAAUACACUUUAGAAUAAGUUGAGGCAUGAUGUUGGUAUUAAUAAAUGUUCUUUUCAGUUCUACAAGGAAACAUAGACACCUCACAGCCAAAGAGAAGUGGUGGGAUGUAAACUGGUCAAGUCAUGAACAGAGCGCUGAGAAAAAGCUGAGAACUGAGUAAAAAGGGGAAGUUGGUUGGCUGGGUUUUAUCGACAAGUCCUUCUGCAGGAUCGUCAUAGCGACAAAACAUCUUCAUCAGUCCAGAAUUGUGUUUAUUAUUCACUUAUUGACUAUUUACUCUUUGACGUGGAACACUUUCUGAGGAACUUGAC